Messenger RNA from Conger conger (European conger), 486 nucleotides. RefSeq names its product small ribosomal subunit protein uS2m-like. Bases 1 to 486 code for a protein of 161 amino acids. The transcript is spliced from 2 exons. Gene Ontology annotation, molecular function: structural constituent of ribosome. Gene Ontology annotation, cellular component: ribosome; mitochondrial small ribosomal subunit. Gene Ontology annotation, biological process: translation. Lineage: Eukaryota; Metazoa; Chordata; Actinopteri; Anguilliformes; Congridae. The record is from RefSeq and is a predicted model, not a curated record.
AUGGCAUCAGGACAUCUUGCUAGGCAGAUCAGCCACCUGAUAGAGAAUACUGCCCGGGAAUGUGGGGAGUACACCCAUACGCGCUUCUGGCAAGGCGGCCUGCUUACCAACGCGCAUGUUCAGUACGGCCCAGGCGUCCGUCUCCCUGACCUCAUGAUCUUCCUCAACACCCUCAAUAAUGUAUUCCAGCAGCACGUGGCCAUCCGAGAUGCUGCAAAGAUGAACAUCCCCACUGUGGGUGUGCUGGACUCGGACUGCAACCCCAGCCUGGUUACUUACCCCGUCCCCGGCAGUGACGACACGCCCUCCUCCGUGGAGCUCUACUGCAAGCUGUUCAAGAUGACCAUUAACCAUGCCAAGGAGAAGAGGAAGCAGAUGGAGUUGUUGCAUGGCGUCACCAGACCUGGCUCACGAGAACAUGGGGCUCUUGUGAAGACUCACUUGGUCACCCCUCACUUCGACUUCGACACAGCCCGGUACCAAUAG